Messenger RNA from Condylura cristata (star-nosed mole), 1107 nucleotides. RefSeq names its product hexamethylene bis-acetamide inducible 2 (gene HEXIM2). The record is from RefSeq and is a predicted model, not a curated record. Gene Ontology annotation, molecular function: 7SK snRNA binding; cyclin-dependent protein serine/threonine kinase inhibitor activity. Gene Ontology annotation, biological process: negative regulation of cyclin-dependent protein serine/threonine kinase activity; negative regulation of transcription by RNA polymerase II. NCBI's taxonomy places the organism in Eukaryota, Metazoa, Chordata, Mammalia, Eulipotyphla, Talpidae. The transcript is spliced from 3 exons. Gene Ontology annotation, cellular component: nucleoplasm; nucleus; cytoplasm.
AUGGUCAACCUUCAAGAUGGUGUCACUAGUUAAAGGCAUCUGCUGAAAGAUUUGGAACAGAAGAAGGUGGCCACUCCGAACUUGACCAACUGUAAUACAGAGUCACCAGCAGCCCUGGAGGAGGCCAAGCCCCCUGGGGCUCCUCGGAGCCCCGAAACACCCCCCGAGCCUCAUGAGCCAUGCAGUUCCCUGCCCCUGACACCCAGGAUGGAGAACCACUCAGAGGAGGAAGAUCCUACUGGGGCCCAGGGGGCCCAGGGCUGGGACAGUCGGGGUCCCAGGACCCAGAGCUCGGAGAGCUGCUCCGUGGAGGCCGUGCUGGGCCGGAAGAAGCAUCGCCGGCUGCCCUCCAAGCGCAAGCGCCACUGGAGGCCCUAUCUGGAGCUGAGCUGGGCCGAGAAGCAACAGCGGGACGAGAGGCAGAGCCAGCGGGCCUCCCGGGUCCGCGAGGAGAUGUUCGCCAAAGGCCAGCCCGUGGCGCCCUACAACACCACCCAAUUCUUGAUGAAUGACCGGGACCCGGAGGAGCCCAACCUGGAUGUGCCUCAGGGUGCCUCCCACCCAGGCUCCAGCGGGGAGAGUGAGGGGGGGGACAGCGACGGGCCUGGCCAGGCCCACGGUGAGUUCCAGCAGAGGGAUUUCUCCGAGGCCUACGAGCGCUACCACACUGAGAGCCUGCAGGGCCGCAGCAAGCAGGAGCUGGUGCAAGACUACCUGGAUCUGGAGAGGCGGCUGUUCCAGGCCGAGGAGGAGACCCGCAGGCUGCGGCAGGUUCAGGGCCGCGCCGGCCGGCAGCCCUGUCGCCAGGUGGAGGAGCUGGCUGCCGAGGUGGAGAGGCUGCGGACAGAGAACCAGCGGCUCCGGCAAGAGAACCAGCUGUGGAGCCGAGAGGGCAGCCGCCAGUGUGGGGAGCCCGGCACCUAGGGGCCCCAGCCUGGAAGACCCAAGGAGAAGGCGCCAUUUCAAACACACUCAGGCCAGCUGGGUCUCAAGGAGGCAGAUGAGCAUCACUGAGCACCCCCACACCCCCUGGGAACAGCUGAAACACCUUGUCAUGUUCCACAAUUGUCAUCUUAUUUUUCCACAAAGAAAUUAAAUCUUUUUGGU